This is a messenger RNA of Hippopotamus amphibius kiboko, 3142 nucleotides long. RefSeq names its product X-ray repair cross complementing 2 (gene XRCC2). The coding region runs from base 69 to 911 and encodes 280 amino acids. The record is from RefSeq and is a predicted model, not a curated record. Gene Ontology annotation, molecular function: four-way junction DNA binding; ATP binding; ATP-dependent DNA damage sensor activity. Lineage: Eukaryota; Metazoa; Chordata; Mammalia; Artiodactyla; Hippopotamidae. Gene Ontology annotation, biological process: double-strand break repair via homologous recombination; DNA strand invasion. Gene Ontology annotation, cellular component: replication fork; centrosome; Rad51B-Rad51C-Rad51D-XRCC2 complex. The transcript has 3 exons.
GCCGCUGCGCGGUACGUAGCGCUGCGGGCGGGAAGGUUGAGCGGCCGGUGCGCCGAGCCUGCGGCGUCAUGCGCGGUGCCUUCCACAGGGCUGAGUCUGGGACGGAGCUCCUUGCCCGACUGGAAGGUAGAAGUUCCUUGAAAGAAAUAGAACCACAGCUAUUUGCUGAUGAAGAUUCACCUGUGCAUGGUGAUAUUCUUGAAUUUCAUGGUCCAGAAGGAACAGGAAAAACAGAAAUGCUUUAUCAUUUAACAGCACGAUGUAUACUUCCAAAAUCGGAAGGUGGACUGGAAGUAGAGGUCUUGUUUAUUGAUACAGAUUACCACUUUGAUAUGCUUCGGCUUGUUACAAUUCUUGAACAUAGACUAUCCCAGAGUUCUGAAGAAAUAAUAAAAAACUGCCUUGGGAGAUUUUUUUUGGUGUACUGCAGCAGUAGCACCCAGUUACUUCUCACACUGUACUCACUAGAAACUAUGUUCUGCAGUCACCCCUCUCUCUGCCUGUUGAUUUUGGAUGGCCUGUCAGCUUUUUACUGGAUAGACCGUGUCAAUGGAGGAGAAAGUGUUAACUUACAGGAGUCUACUCUGAAGAAAUGUUCUCAACUCUUAGAGAAGCUCGUAAAUGAGUACCGAUUGGUUCUUUUUGCAACAACACAAAGUAUAAUGCAGAAAACCUCAAACUCAGCAGAAGGGCCUUCUUGUGCCUUUAAUCGCCAGAGCGAUGUGGAUGUAGACUAUAGACCUUAUCUCUGUAAGGCGUGGCAACAUGUGGUAAAGCAUAGAAUAUUUUUCUCCAAACAAGAUGAUUCUAAAACUAGCCACCAGUUUUCUUUAGUGUCACGUCAUUUAAACAGUAACAGUUUAAAAAAACAUUUUUUUAUUAUUGGAGAAAGCGGUGUUGAGUUUUGUUGACAUAUAUCAUAAAAUGGUCUUCUUGUAGGAUAUUAUGCAAAUUUUAAAAAUGAUUUGUUCCAAAGUUUUCAACUCUAAGGGAAUUUAACAUAACUGUGUCUCUACACAGAAUGGAUUUCUUAAACUAUUGCAGUAGAGCCUCACGCUGUUCUGUCCCUAGGUUGUUGGAGGUUAUUCAGGGUGAUAAUAACAAUGCAACUACAUUAAGUCGUUUUAACCUAAAUAAAAUAUUUAUAGAUACAUUUCAGUCCAAAUAAAAUGGAAUUUUAUAACUUUGUGUCACAUUUCUGGAAUUUAGUUACAUACUUGUUUAGGAAAGUUGAAAUACAUGUCUGAUUUUUCAUAUGUAACUCCAUUAAGAAGCUGUGAAUUUGGAAAAUGAUUCUGUAGAGCUGUUAUUUCUGUAAAGGGGAUGAAAACAAGGAGCCCACCCAAUCUGCCUUUCACACCAAAGACCAUGGAAAGUCAGGGAAUGUCAAUGUGAGUUGCACUGAAUUCUAGGAUGGGGCUGCGUUGUGGUUGCAUUUCUGUAUAAUCGUUAAAACACAAGGAAAUAAGAUACCCAUUCAAGGAAUUCUGUGAAGACUGAAAUUUUCAUCUUUCUUGUUAAGUGAUAGGUAAAUGCUAAAACUAUAUUGUAAGAACUGUAUGUUACUGGUGUUUUCUUUCCCACUUAGAAUGUAGUUCAGAUAUACCCUGAAAUGAAUCACAAUGUUUCCAGCUGAGAGUUGCACAAGGUUCUGGAUACUUUGGUCCAGUAAUGGCCAAAGAGGGGGGGCAUGCACCUCCAGGGGCACACAAGGUCGUGUAUUGUGAGGAGGAAGAAACUGUUGGAACUUUGAUUCAUAUAUUUUAAUCUAAGAAAAGGUUAAAUUAUAUCAGCAUUUGAUAUUUGGAUUGACCCUGGCACUCACUCAGCCUGUAUAUCAGAUUGCCUUACGUCACAUGUACGUUUGAGGUGUCCUGUGGGAAAAGUGGAUAGAAUUGACUGUGGUGUUCUCAGGGGUCUGCUCAUGUAUGUGUAGCCUAUUUAGCUUACACUAACUGUAGGUUCACUUAUCUCACACAGAUUCUUUAUAAGGGCUUAAAAGAUCAUCUUCAUAACGCAGGCAUAGCAGAUGCAGCACAUGCUGUCGGUACCUGGGGCUCCUCCAGCUUACCUGCAGUUCCCAAAACCCAGAGACGUCUGAAGGUGUUUUCUGAACGCCAGAGGCUGCUGGGCUGCAUGUGGGCCAGGCUGGGCAGUCCUCAACCAGUGAGGGUCAGGUUGUGGUAGAUGAAUACUCCUGCCUCCUCACCUCUCAGUGAGGACACCUAGGUAUUUCCCAGGGUGGCCCUGGUGGGACUGAUUUCCAGUUGCUCACAGCGGUAAUCUGCUCAUCAGCUCACCAUGUCUCGCCUUCCAUCCUUCCCCCUCGCUUCCCCACUCUCACGGCGCCUCCUGGGGUUGUCUCCUUAAUGAACAAAUCCUUGUCCAGGAACUACUUUUGUUGUGGGUUGAGGGGCAACCAAACUGUCAGCAGGCAAUAAAAAAGUCAUCAGACUAACAGCCCUUCCAGGCCCGGUAUUUGCUUUUCAGCCACAUUAUGGGAUUUGGGAAUGACAGCAUUCUCAUUGGCAAGCGAGUUAAAUUACAUUGGGUCAUGUUGCUGCCAUUCACAGCCACUUACUGUGUGCCUUCAGUGCUAUCUUGCCAUUAAUAUACUUUAGAAUAUUUACAUAUUUUAUCCAUAGUUCAUCCUUUUCAGUUUAUAUUUUUGUGUAUCUUAUUACAUGCACUACAUGUUACACAUAAGUAAUUUAUAAAUAUGUUUGUUGGGGAAAUACGCUUAUUUUCCUCCCCUGAUAAGAGUGUGUAAUCAGUAAGAGUGACAAUCUCUUGCUGUACUUGAGAGGUCUUCUCCUUUUAGCUGUUGAGAUGUGAAAAUUCUGUUUGUUACCUUCCCUGUGAAGCUCUGGGCAUGUGUUACAUGUGUUUAUGAAAAACUUAGCAACUCUUAGCAGAAUUAUGGCCUUGACUAUGAUGAGAGUUUCCAUUUCUCCUCUGUAUAAAUGAAGUGCUAAUUUAAUGGACUGUAUUCACAGAUUUGUAACUUAUUCCUCAGGAACAUGAUUAAAAAAUAAUGAACUUUUAUAUUAACUUAAAUUAUCAAUUAUAUAUUAAUGUGUCAGACCAAAGACUUAGUUAUCUUAAAAAGAUUUGUUAUCUGACAUGUUGGAAGGAAUUAAGA